Rhododendron vialii is the source of this 2117-nucleotide messenger RNA. RefSeq names its product aspartic proteinase-like protein 1. Gene Ontology annotation, molecular function: aspartic-type endopeptidase activity. Gene Ontology annotation, biological process: proteolysis. Bases 259 to 1863 code for a protein of 534 amino acids. NCBI's taxonomy places the organism in Eukaryota, Viridiplantae, Streptophyta, Magnoliopsida, Ericales, Ericaceae. The transcript is spliced from 10 exons. The record is from RefSeq and is a predicted model, not a curated record.
UUAAUAGCGCCCAUUUUUACAAACACACUCUUUCCAAUCCUGCGGACAACUCCGCACUUCGCCUUCACACUCUCUCUCCACCCGUCUCUCUCUCUCUCUCAAGUUUACACCUCACCGUCAUACUCUUUCCACCCGUCUCUCUCUCUCUCUCUUUCCUUCCGUCACCCUAAUCUCUCUCUUUCUGCCCUACGAACACAGAUCUCUCUCUGCAACCUUCUCUCCACUUCAAACAACCCUAGAUUUCUACUCCUCUCCGCAAUGUCGCCUCGGAGACUCCUUGGGGUUCUCGCGGCGGCGUUCCUGCUGACGGAAUGCGUCGCGGCGGCCGCGACGUUCUCCUCGAGGCUCGUCCACAGGUUCUCCGACGAAGUGAAGGCCCUUAGGGUUUCCAGGAAAGGAAUGGCGUCGUCCGCUCCGUGGCCGGAGCGGAGGAGCUUGGAGUACUACCGGCUGCUAGCGAGCAGUGACUUGGAGAGGCAGAAGAUGAGGGUAGACUCUAAGUACCAGCUACUGUUCCCCUCCGAAGGUAGCCAAACGAUGUCGUUGGGUAACGAUUUUGGAUGGUUGCAUUACUCCUGGAUUGAUAUAGGGACGCCAAGUGUUUCUUUUCUUGUCGCAUUGGAUGCUGGGAGUGACUUACUCUGGGUUCCAUGUAACUGUAUUCAAUGUGCCCCCCUAUCUGCCAGUUACUAUAGCAGUCUGGAUAGGGAUUUAAAUGAAUAUGACCCAUCUGGAUCAACCACUAGCAAGCAUCUAUCUUGCGGUGACCAGUUAUGUCAACUGGGUCCAAAUUGCCAGAGUCCUAAGCAGCCAUGCCCUUACACAGUUAACUACUUCUCAGAAGAUACAUCCAGUUCCGGAUUUCUGGUGGAGGAUACAUUGCAUCUUGCUGGAAGCGGUGAUACGUCCAAUAUUUCUGUGCAAGCUCCAGUCAUCAUCGGAUGUGGAAGGAAGCAGAGUGGCGGUUACUUAGAUGGAGUUGCUCCAGAUGGUCUUAUGGGUCUUGGACUAGGCAAGGUUUCUGUUCCGAGUGUUCUUGCAAAAUCAGGAUUGGUGCGGAACUCUUUCUCUUUGUGUUUUGACGAUGAUGAUUCUGGGAGAUUAUUUUUUGGGGACCAGGGACCAGCUGGUCAACAUUCUACUCCGUUCCUGCCUUCAGGCGGAAAAUAUAUAACCUACAUCGUGGGGGUCAAGGCAUGUUGUGUUGGGAGUUCUUGUCUUGAUAAGACAAGCUUCCAAGCACUGGUUGAUAGUGGGGCCUCAUUUACAUUUCUCCCAAAAGAAGCAUAUGAAGGGGUUGUUGAGGAGUUUGACAGACAAUUAAAUGCUUCUAGAACUAGCUAUGAAGGAUACCCUUGGGAGUAUUGCUAUAAUUCCAGUUCGCAAGGCAUGCCCAAGACUCCUCCUGUGGCACUUCAAUUUGCAGUUAACAACAGCUUUGUGGUCCAUGAUCCUGUUUUCAUCGUCCAGGGCAAUCAGGAGGUUGUGGGAUUUUGUUUAGCCAUACAGCCAACGGAUGAAGAUAUUGCAACAAUUGGACAGAACUUCAUGACUGGUUAUCGGAUGGUAUUUGAUAGGGAAAAUCUGAAGCUGGGCUGGUCACGUUCCAAUUGUCAAGAUCUUAGUGAUGCUUCAAGAAUGCCGAUGACUCCUCCAAAAACUAGCCCCCCAAACCCAUUGCCAACAACCGAACAGCAAAGCGCACCUAAGGCGAAUGCAACUGCUCCUGCUGUUGCAGGGAGGACUCCCUCAAAAUCGUCGGCUGCCUCACCCUGGCAUCUACCAUCAGAUUCGCGGUUAGUUUUGUUCUUGCUGCUGCAGCUGGUGCUACUAUUUUUGCAUCCACUUGCCUCAGGUCUCUAAGUUGGACAUUUGCAUUGUCCAAGGGAUUGGUGUAGUUUACAUGUAAAUCCUGUUUCCCCCAUCCGCGAUGAGCACUUGUCAAUUAUGUUGUUUUCAUUUCCUCCUCCCCCACCCCACCUUGAGUCAUCAAACUGUUUUUUGUUGCCUGGACUUGUGUACCCAUGUCAUAUCCUCCCUUUUGCUUUCUUCUUUUCCCCUUUCCACGUUAUAUGUAGUUUUUGGCUUUUCUAUAUAUAAGUAUCCGUUUAAAUUAA